CUAAUUGUUUUUUUGGGAAGAAAACAAGGCGGACGUAGCAAUUAUCGAGAUUGAACAACGAUCUAGAAUUAAACUGUUUCACUCUCCACAAAGUCUCUUUUUAUAAAAAAAACCAAUCUCGAAUUGAUUACAAUGAAAGUCGUCAUGUCACGUUUCGGUAUCUUCGUUCUGAUGCUGUGGUCGCUGAUGAUGUGCUCCUACGGAUUUACGAUGGAUCGCGCAGUAGUAUUUGUACCACCUGCAUGGGACACGGCACCGUCCUUGGACACUUAUCAAAGAGUAUUUGUCGACCCUGCAAUGAAAGAGAUGCAAGUAACUGGUAUGAACAGGAUCUUGCAAACUGAAGAUGCGAAAAUAUCAGAAAAUAUGUUAGAAAAUCAGACGCGCAAGAAGAAAUCAACAACUGAAAAAGUCGAGAUGAAACUCAUCGAGAUAAAACCUAUCAACGAAAUAGCAUCGGCAAUGAGGAACGACGUUUCUGAUUCUUUUGAAGAAAACGCUAAUGCUGUUACUCCUCGAAAUAUCAUUUUGCUCUUGAUCGAUGAAAGAGACCAUGAGAAAAAGGAAGAGAAUUCGUGGAAAGAUUAUAAAGAAAGACUGCCCUUCGCGAUUGAAGGAGUUCUUCAAAAUUGCCGUGACAAGAUCGAGAACGCUAAUUUCUCUAUGGACAACGCGUCUACUUCUGAAAAAAAGGAAAAAAGUUGCAAUUGCGAGCGUAUCCUUUUCUCGAAUAUCAAAGAGUUGUUAUCCUGGGCGACACACACGAGAGGAAUGACAACAGGUGCAGUUUCUAGUAACAACUUCUCGAUCCCAUUUUUUCCUAAAUACGAGUCUAGCUCCAAUAAGAGUAAUGCAAAGUUAGAAUUGCGUAAAAGCAAACGCAAUUCCAACGACGGUUGGCAAGUGAUCGAUCUUAGCGACCGGACGAGUUCCGUUUCCCCUUUGAUUACGGAAGAUUCAAAGACAGACGGAGAUAUGAAUUAUGAUACCACAUGGGAUAUUUUUUAUAUAUUGUCCAAAAUAAGAAUGGCAUUUUUCCGUUCUCUACUUGAAUCAUUGCACAAGAACGAUGAUGGUGUGUUCAAGAAUGAGUUUUCAUCGCGCAAACAGUCCUUUCUUCAAUCAACUGCGAUUAAUUUAAUCGAGAAAACCAUCAGAGAGCUGAAAUCUGUUCCGAACGAUAAAGGUUAUAUGUUAGUCGCCGUCGUGCCGAGAAGUGAGGGAGCCGCCGCUGUUGAUCUUCUUCAACGCGAAACUUCUCUGAAGAACACUCUUUUGAUCGUAACGCAAAUCUGUGUUGGAGACCAAGUACCCGUUUCAUUUGCUGCACGAGGACCGAAUUGUCGAAUUUUUCGGGAAGCAAAAGUUAUUGAUGAGCUACCAAUUCUAAUAAAAAAAGCGAUAAUUACAAGCAAUUGUUAUGAUACCGAAUGUAUGAAUCAACAAAGACGCGAUAUUCCGAUUGAGUUACGUGUAUCAACUGGAAUCAUUUCGCAAGAAUUGCCAGCGGAAAAGCGAGUUAUUAGAAACACAAACAUUGAAAAACUGAUGCUGCUGAUACAACCUACGGAGGAAAUGUCCAAGCAGAUACGAGUGGAGUUGAAUGAGAAUGUAGCAACGCGCGAUAAGGAUCUCGAAAUGAUCAAAGAAUGGCUCGCCAAGCAGCCGCAUUUACCUAAGUUCGAUGAUGAUCAAAGAAUAAUGACGUUUCUACGCGGGUGCAAGUUUUCCUUGGAGAAAUGCAAACGGAAACUGGACAUGUACUUCACGAUGCGCGCAAUAGUCCCUGAAUUUUUCUCCAAUCGUGACAUCACAAGGCCGUCGCUGCAAGAAAUAGUGAAGCUUGUACAUAUACCUCCUUUGCCAGGCUUGACGUACAAGGGAUGUAGAGUGAUCGUCAUGCGAGGAAUCGAUAAGGACGUACCAACUCCCAAUAUACCGGAAGCUAUGAAGAUAGUGUUCAUGAUCGGCGACAUUCGUCUGAAGGAGGAGGAACACGGUGUGGCUGGCGACGUCUACAUUCUCGACGCUGCCGUCGCGACGCCCAUACAUUUUGCCAAGUUUACACCACCUGUAGUGAAGAAAUUCCUGGUUUGCGCGAUGGAAGCAUAUCCGGUGAAGCUGAAGGAAGUGCACGUGAUAAACAUCAGUCCACUCGUAGACACAAUCCUUAAUUUUGUCAAGCCUUUCCUGAAGGAAAAGAUACGCAAUCGCAUCUUCAUGCACAGUGAUAUCAAGACGCUUUAUGAUUACAUACCUCGAGAGAUAUUGCCGGCUGAAUACGGUGGCGACGCUGGACCCAUCCAGAAUAUACAUGACAUGUGGAUGAAGAAGUUGGAGGAUUACGGGCCGUGGUUCGCGGAGCAGGAAGCUAUGAAGACUAACGAGGCUUUACGACCAGGUAAACCAAAGACGCAGGACGACCUAUUUGGUCUUGAUGGAUCCUUCCGGCAGUUGUCGAUCGAUUAAGUCGUUUAACGCGAUUCGAAAUCGUUAUGACGUAAUCAUCGCCAACGGCAGUCGUUAACGAGAUUGUCAGCGUAAGCUUCGAUGUCGAUCGAUCAUAAACUCCGUCCACUAUGAAAGCCGAAGCAUUUCCGUUUCAAACGAUUACAAAUGCAUCGCAAACUUUUGUACGAAUUGUGCUCGAUAUCGAGUAUCUUUAAAAUAGCACGAUUAAAUUUAUAUAAUUUAUAAUAUAUAGUUAAGACAUAAUAUAUUUUUACCGAAAAGCUUGCCAGAAAAAUAUGACAGAGAUGGUUCAUUAACAGAAUAUUAAUU
Molecule: messenger RNA, 2781 nt
Organism: Trachymyrmex cornetzi
Lineage: Eukaryota; Metazoa; Arthropoda; Insecta; Hymenoptera; Formicidae
Product: alpha-tocopherol transfer protein-like
Exons: 12
Coding region: 133-2469 (778 amino acids)
Cellular component (GO): membrane
Molecular function (GO): phosphatidylinositol bisphosphate binding
Source: RefSeq, a predicted model, not a curated record